Aspergillus ibericus CBS 121593 is the source of this 1599-nucleotide messenger RNA. RefSeq lists its product as uncharacterized. The transcript has a single exon. The record is from RefSeq and is a predicted model, not a curated record. NCBI's taxonomy places the organism in Eukaryota, Fungi, Ascomycota, Eurotiomycetes, Eurotiales, Aspergillaceae. Bases 279 to 1565 code for a protein of 428 amino acids.
CACUGUGGUAGGUACCCGUUGGUGGUGGUUCCCCGGUUCCUCUUACCUGUCGUUUUGAGUCGCUCCACGCGUGAUUAUCACGGUGAUGCUGCUCUUGCUCGGCUGUGAAUGGUGGCAGCUGACGUUAGUCUAGCAUCGAACUAAACCAUUCACGUUGUGGCCACUGCUCCCAAUUGUUCGAUCUUUUCGCCUUACCCUUACCCCUCUCUCCAUCCCUUUAUGAGGGGGAUUUAACCCUCCACAGAGCGCCCCUGAAGUGUCUCAGCAACACAGUCAAAAUGAAACCAGCAACCGCCACCAAAUCCCCCAAUGGUCAUGGCAGCCUCUACAAGGAGGUUCGCUUCUCGCCCACCCCGACCCCCGUCCGUCGGACCCAGUCAGUGCCGGACACUCAUCUUGAUUCAAGAUCACAUUAUGCCCGAGACCCCGAUGCCAAAGGGGCCACUUGCUCGGUAGUAAGUGCGGAUUACCUCCAACAAGUACGGUCGCUCCUCGAUCGCCAGCGUGCAAAUUUCGAGGUUGAGAGGAAACUCUUCAAUGAGGAACGACAAUUAUGGCAGAAUGAACGGGCACUACUAAAUCAGAGGAUCUCCGAACUGGAGUCGUUGCUCAAGGGCAGGGGAUCCACAGGGGCCGCCGCUACUAAUAGUACGGCCCCGACCGGUGCUUUUGCAUCUUAUGCAUUAACAUCUGCAUUUCAAAAUCAAUUCGGCUGCCCGCUUUUAGCAGACUCUAUUGAUCAUCCUCACCCCACGAGUGCCCAAGUGUGGGAGGGUUCUAGCCCUGGCAGUAGGCCCACAAGAGUAUUUCCUGACUUGGAGAAGACGGACCUCCAGGGUCUCCUGUCCCCGGAGCAAGGAGGCAAUCUAUCGGUCUCUGCACCAUCUCUGGACGCCGCUCUCUCGCCCAAGUCGCACGCCGCCGACUUUUCCGCGAGCGCGUGUGUGCCUGUUCCGAUUGAGAGGCUCGACAGCAGGCUUGACGGCAUUACGCUCAAAUCCUCUGCAUUGCCGCCGGAAAUAGUCGCUCGUGUAAUCACGCCGCCGUCGCCGCCAUCACUUGAAGACUCUCCAUCGUUUUCUGGCCGUGCCUCUUUUGAACAUCGCAACAGCUUCAAACUCAAAUUGUCGGAGCUUGGCCCACCAGAGUUCAACCUGACCAGGAACGCUGGUCACACGCCGAUGGCUCGAAUUGAUCGGGAUGUCGACACGGAGCAACCGUCUCCUCAGGAGGUCGCAAACGAGGACGAGCUCCUUGCUCCGGCAGCGCCUCGGCAGCCUGCAGAAAACUCCGAUUCGUAUUUUGCGGAUUUGGCCGAUGACCCAGCUCUGAAGGGGCCUCUCUCCCUGUUGAACGAGGAAGAACACGACAGUGACUUUCUGCGGGAGGUUGACCAAAAGCUUUUAGAUCAAGUCCGGCAGAUCGUUGGGUAUCCUCGAAGCCAUGAGGAUCAAAUCCCGGCCGAGGUCGAGCCUCCAAGCCAGGGGGAGGAGCCUGAAUUGCGGUUCAAGAAGACGACGAACUUUGGCACGGCCUUUGGCAAUUCCGACUGCGGAAAAGUGUAGGGGUGAGCUUAUCUUCUCUUGCAUGUGAUCUAAA